AGAGAAUCCUUUAAUCAAGUAUCAAGUGGAUUUGGGUUUAGGUCCAUCACACGGUGGCCCGCCAUAUCGUUAUGUUUCCUUCUUUUUUUUCGAAAAAUUGGCAUGUCUCAUGUCUGACCUGACUGAAAAAUCAAACGACAUCGUUUUUGAAAUAUUCUUCUCCCGCGGCAUUAAUCAUUCACAGAAUCACAGACUUCCUCUUCGAUCUUCGUUCUGUUGAACUCAUCUCGAUGGUCUCCUUCAGAGAGUAGAUCUAUCUCUGUAGGUAACUCUAUCUCCUUUCACCUUCUUCCUCUCAAGUAUCUUUUGCUCAGGUCAGCGUAUCUAGUUUUGACUAAGGGAUGGAUCUUGGUGAUCUAAACAAAGUCUGGGAAAUUAAAGCACUAAAAAGGAAGCCUAGAGAAGAUGAAGCUAGAAAGAUUCUGGAGAAAAUAGCUAAACAGGUUCAACCAAUUAUGAAGAAACACAAAUGGAGGGUUAAACUUCUGACUGAGUUCUGUCCAGGUAAUCCAGCUCUGCUAGGGGUGAAUGUGGGAGGAGGUGUGCAAGUUAAGCUAAGAUUGCGGAGACCAAACAGGGACUUGGAUUUCUACCCUUAUGAUCAGGUUCUUGAUACUAUGCUUCAUGAACUUUGCCAUAAUGCUCAUGGUCCUCAUAAUUCCAGUUUCUAUAAGCUUUGGGAUGAGCUCAGAAAGGAGUGUGAGGAGCUGAUGACGAGAGGAAUAACUGGGACGGGGGAGGGGUUUGAUCUUCCUGGAAAACGUUUGGGAGGAUUUUCUCGUCAACCCCCUCUUUCAUCUAUCCGACAAGUUGCACUGACUGCAGCAGAAAAGAGAGCUCGUGUUGGCUCUCUCUUACCUCAUGGACCCAAGCGCUUGGGUGGUGACAGUGAUAUUAUGGUUGCACUUAGUCCAGUACAAGCUGCAGCAAUGGCUGCAGAAAGGAGACUUCAAGAUGAUAUGUGGUGUGGGUGUGAAUCUUUUGGAGGAUCUGGGGAAGAAAAGAGUAGUUCUGACUUACCCCAGACUGUUGAAUCAAGGGCUGCGCCAUCUGCUAAUAAUUCAAAACGGGCUGGUGGUUCUGAAACUCGCAGUGCAAACACAAGGCUUUGCAAAAAGAGCCGUUUGUUACAUAAUGAUACAUCUGUGCCGUCCAAGGUGGGAGAAGAAUCUAGCUUGAUGGGCAUAGCCGCACAAGCUUCAACAUCUGUGUUCGUACAAAAUCAUAAGGCAGCAGAUAGUUUUGAGGAUAAAGUAAUUUGGGAAUGUGGAUCCUGCACAUUGUUUAAUCCGCCAUUAGCUCCAAUAUGCAAAGCUUGUGGUAGCGCAAAGCCCAAAGAUGAUGGAACUAAGUUCAAAAUGUGGUCUUGCAAAUUUUGUACCUUAGAGAACAACAUGCUCUUGGAUAAAUGUGAAGCUUGUGGACAAUGGAGAUAUUCGUAUGGACAACCAGUGUCUACACAGACUCCUAAUUCUGGUACCUAGGACUUGGAAUCCGCUUAUCGGAGUACCCUGUACAGAAGAUGGAAGUUAUUCGGCAAGUACAUAUUGAUACACAAUCCACUUGUGUACCUGGGUGCAUGUGAAUGCUGGCAUUUUAGUAUUUGGUUUCAUUCUCCUUUUUGAAAGAAACAAAAUAUAUUGUUAACUUUGUAAAUAGUAUGCUCUUAUACUUUUUGUGUAAUUUGAACGGCCAGACUUGUGUAGUACCAUGAAAAUGCAUAGAUUUUUCUCUAUGCUUUACUAAUUGCAAAAAGUAGAAAAUUUUGGUUUUA
Papaver somniferum (opium poppy) is the source of this 1774-nucleotide messenger RNA. RefSeq names its product DNA-dependent metalloprotease WSS1-like. The record is from RefSeq and is a predicted model, not a curated record. The transcript has 6 exons. The coding region runs from base 342 to 1484 and encodes 380 amino acids. Lineage: Eukaryota; Viridiplantae; Streptophyta; Magnoliopsida; Ranunculales; Papaveraceae.